AUGCGCAUCCACGAGAGCGGAAUUAACCACAAUUCCGACACACCCACCACACCCAACACAUACGCCAUACCCAGCCCCACCGUCAUUCACUUGCCCGCGCCCAUCAUCACCACCAUCACCGCCUCCUCUGCAGCUGACACCGACACCGUCGACCUCUCAUGCCCAAACUGCCCACGCACGUUAACCUCAUGCAUCGGCCUGGUUGGUCACUUGCGAAUCCAUCGCAUAGAGACUGCAGAACCAGUGCCUGGGGCACCAACCUACACCCACCAAGCUCGACUCAACUGCCCGCACUGUCCUCGCACUUUCAGGCAUCGCAUGGGCCUAUUCAGCCACAUGCGCAUCCAUGACGACCUGCGCGACCAGCAACGACUGCGCGAGAUGCAGGACGCCUGGACUGCUCGCAAAGCUGAGGAGACCCAAAGGUGCGCAGACAGCAACGAAUGGAAGAACGUCUUCUCCGCAAUCAAAGCUGUCUACUGUUCGCCGAUGAAGGGCACUGCUCCUCUCCUCAGCGCUGGCAGAAGUACCAUCCUGACCGAGAAGAAGCAAUUUUUACAGCGAUGGGCCGAGCAUUUCCGACGCAUCCCCAACCGCCCCUCCGCCAUUUCCGACGUCGCCAUGUAACGUUUGACGCAAGUGGAGACCAACGUGGACCUCGACCUCCCGCCAUCUCUCCAGGAGACCAUCAGGGCCCUGCAGCAACUCUCCAGCGGGAAAGCACCCGGAUCGGACGCAAUCCCUGCUGAGGUCUACAAGCACGGCGGUCCCCAACUGAUGGAUCACCUGACUGCCCUCUUCCAGGAGAUGUGGCGUCAAGGUGAAGUCCCACAGGAUUUCGAGGACGCAACCAUCGUACAUCUCUACAAGCGAAAAGGGAAACGCCAAGUCUGCGACAAUCACCGUGGCAUCUCCUUGCUGAACAUAGCCGGGAAGAUCUUCGCUCGCAUCCUCCUUAACCGUCUGAAUAUACAUCUAGAGGAGGGCCUUUUACCGGAAAGCCAGUGCAGCCUCCGCGGGACCACGGACAUCAUCUUCGCCGCCCGUCAACUUCAGGAGAAGUGUCAGGAGAUGCGGACCCACCUAUACUCCACCUUCGUGGAUCCGACGAAAGUCUUUGACACGGUGAAUCGUGAAGGACUGUGGAAGAUCAUGCACAAAUUCAGCUGUUCGGAGCGAUUCGUUCAAAUGAUGCGUCAGUUGCACGAUGUGAUGAUGGCGCGAGUCACAGACAAUGGAGCUGUCUCAGAGGCAUUUGCAGUGACCAACGGAGUCAAGAAGGGCUGCAUCCUGGCGCCUACUCUCUUUAGUCUUAUGUUCUCUGCCAUGCUGACGAACGCCUACCGCGAUGAACCCCCCGGGAUCAGCAUCGCCUACAGGACGAACGGUCACCUCUUGAAUCAACGGCUGAUGCACUUACAAUCGCGCGUAUCCACAACCACCGUUUACGAACUUCUCUUCGCCGACUUCAGCGCCCUGAACACCACCUCAGAGGAGGAGAUGCAACGCAGUAUGGACCUGUUCUCCACCGCCUGCGAGAACUUCGGUCUGGUCAUCAACACGCAGAAAACAGUAGUCAUGCAUUAACCGCCACCCAACACCGUCACUCUCCCAAACGCGCCGCAAAUCAGUUUGAACGGCACCCAACUGCAAGUGGUGGAGAACUUCCCGUACCUGGGCAGUACCCACUCCCGCAACACCAAGAUCGAUGACGAAGUCGCCAACAGGAUCUCGAAAGCCAGUCAAGCCUUCGACCGCCUCCAAAGCACAGUCUGGAAUCGUGAUGAUCUCCAACUGAGCACGAAGCUAAAGGUGUACAAGGCCGUCAUCCUGCCGGCACUGUUGUACGGAGCGGAGACUUGGACGGUGUACACAAAGCAGGCACGCCGACUGAACCACUUCCACCUCAGUUGUCUUUGUCGCAUCCUGAGGCUGAACUGGCAGGGCCGCAUCCCCGACACUGAUGUGCUGGAACGGACGGGAAUCCGUAGUAUCUACACCAUGCUGAGACAAAUGCAGCUGCGUUGGAGCGGCCACCUGGUGCGCAUGGACGACGAGCGACUACACAAACGACUCUUCUACGACGGGUUCUCGCUGCCAAGGUGGUCAAAUUCGUCGAUACAAGGACACCCUGAAGUCCUCCCUGAAGCGCCUGCAAAUCAACCCCACCAACUGGGAGGAGUUCGCACUCGAUCGACCGACCUGGAGAAGGACAGUGAAGACAGGCGCUGCGAUCUACGAAGCCAACCGCAUCGCUGCCGCCAAAGCGAAACGCGAAGCCCGCAAAUCCCAACUGCGCCCAGUCCGCAACGCGGACGCACAACCGCUACCAACGUGUCCUCAAUGUCAAAGGACAUUCCGGGCUCGAAUCGGACUUGUUGGACAUCUUCUGAUCAACUGUACCUCUCGGACCGCACCAUCAGCCGUCCCUCCACCCGCCUCUUCCUCGUCCUCUCUGCCGCCCACUAUAUCAUGUUAUUCUUCUGAACCACCGCUUCCAUCCUCCUCCUCCUCCUCCUCCCCCUCCUCCCCUACUCCUACUCCUCCUCCUCCUCCUGCGCUGUCCCAUCGUCAGCCCCUGUGGCGGCUGUUACUCAAGUCAACAUCACACACAUCCCUGAGACAACAACAGACCCCACCCAACCAACUUCCGACUCCAGAGGUGAGAACCAGAACUACACCUGCCCUCACUGCGACCGCACCUUCACCUCACUCAUCGGCCUGGUCGGCCACUUGCGAAUCCAUCGCACGGAGGCUGGCAAACCAGUGCCUGCAGCACCCAUCUACACGCACCGCACUCGCUUCCACUGCCCACGUUGCCCUCGCACUUUUAAGCAUCUCAUGGACCUAUUCGGCCACAUGCGCAUCCACGAAGACCUGCGGUAGACAAUCGCCGGGUGCACCACACCACCACCACCAUCACACAUCAAGACUUACCUACCGCAAUCACCCAACUGCCACCUACCACGCAAGUGGGAAGCGCACAUUUCGACUCGGUCCGCAUGCGACUUCGCCUGCACGGGCGACUUGAGUCCGAGAUUAUCCUGACACGUCAAGCGUCGUGGAUAGGAAGGCUGCUGGUUGACGUCCCCACUCGGUCCGCGCAGUUCGUCGCGUUGUUUAUGUGCGUUGUGUGGAUUGGCGGACUGGUGGACUGGGAGGCGGGUUGAAACAGCACCCUCCACGGCCCUCUCACGGAAGUGAGGGACACUCCGUUCAACCCCCGUUGAGUGAAAUCCUGAUAUGUGUGUGUGUGUGUGUUUGGGGACCAGGUCGUGCAUGUGGCGCACGCAGGCAUGAUCAGUCGACCAUGCCAGCCACCGCGCCCAUUCCCCACUCCAGUCUGCUGAUCGGCUCGGACAGUGGUUGGAGUGUGGGAAUGGGAAGGGAGAGUGAGGUCGACGACUCAGCGCACCUCCUCCUCACUAUAGACAAUCUGAUGCGCUUGAAGUUAUCAUGUUGCGCUAAAGGUGUGCCUUGGUGGGUCGCCAAAUGACGGGGCAACUUGGAUCUCGCAGUCGGCCCAGUGUUGUGUGUUUGUUCGUAACAAUCGACUGGUUCUCAAAUAGUCAGGCUGCAAUGGAUCCUUCUUAAUGUGGCCUUUAUGGCACUCCCACUGUGUGGAAUCCGAGCCAGGUGUGACGGCACGCUCAGAUACUGUUCCGGCCGCGUUAGCCACCCUUUUGUUGUUAGUUAAAAACCUGGUCAUUUGCUGUGUGGACCAGGAGUUUUGGAGUGGAACGUCAAGGUGCGUGUUUGACCGUGCCAUCCACCUGCGCCCCUCCCCACUUCCGGUCUUCUUGACUGUGUCUUGACACCGGUUCCAGUUGCGGUAUGAGGAAAGAGUGUGGUGGAUGCUGUGCAAGUUUGCAUUCAGUAUAAACUAAUUCACGCACAAAUCACCGUCUUUGUUCUCAUUUUGCUUUGCGUAUACAGUGGACACCUUCAGAAACGACGGUUGAAUUAUCGUGUUUAUGUGCUGACUUUUGUGUUCUAGCUUUGCGCACGGGGUUACCCAAUGCCGGGAGUCCGCAAGCGCAGUGGUUCCAUACGCGGAACACAACUAUCCGGCGCGAACGCUGAACCCUUGGAAACUCUUUCUGCAAGCCUUCAUGCCUCUUAGGAUCGAAAAUAUUCCUACUAUCUCGUUAGCAACAACCGGACACUCCAGUCGCAGGCGGAAGAUUGCGCUUCUUUGAUGGGUAAGUCAAGGACCAUGCAGGCGCCCGACGAAGAAAAGUCGAAGGCCGGUACCUAUAGUGGCCCUACUCCGAGCGCGUGUCACAACGCUUGACCUCUCGCGAGUGUUUGCAUGUACGCACCAGGGUUGUCUGGCGUUCGCCCACUCGGAAUUCCAACUGGCCAAUCAGAUUCAGGGCCGAGUCAUAUGUGCCCUAGCUAAGGCUCUUCGACGUAUUCCCUGACUGAAACUUGGGAUGCCGCCCUCACGGUCCCGAAGGCACUUUCUUCUGGCUGCUGACUUCUUUCAAUUCCUUCUCCAGUAGUUCUGUGCAGAAUAUACAAUUCUACCCACUGCCAUCCAUCUUCUUUUUCCUUUCGAGACCGGGCCUGAAAAUCGUGGUAGCCAGGGUCUCAAUGAUAUUCCGCGAUCUACCUCAUUUGGGGGUGUCUGAUCAGCAACCACUGCCUUUGCUUUUUCAACCAGUAUGCGAAUUCCCACCCGGUAGUCGUAAAGAUAAAUUUUUAGCAUAGGGGGCUGUAGAGUCUAAAUAUAUAAAGCAGCAUUUUAUUUUGUCAAGUAAGACCGUUCGUGGUGAGGACUCCUUCCUGCAUUUUUGCGUGUUUGAACCUUUAUGCGCUUAUGUUUCUCACCUAUCAUCUGUUUUUUUUUCGUUAGUGCUCCCUUUUCUCGGCCGACAUUAACUUACGGAAGCUUGUCCGCCCUAAUGUAUCGGCGAAAUACCUUCCAGUCGCCAAAGAGGAUAUUUUAAACGACCUCACCUACUUAAUCAAGAGGCGUGGACCCAAACCUCCUCGCUGGUUCACUCUAUGA
Spirometra erinaceieuropaei is the source of this 5014-nucleotide messenger RNA. The record is from the annotation of a GenBank genome assembly. NCBI's taxonomy places the organism in Eukaryota, Metazoa, Platyhelminthes, Cestoda, Diphyllobothriidea, Diphyllobothriidae.